Messenger RNA from Polypterus senegalus (gray bichir), 3291 nucleotides. RefSeq names its product zf-DHHC domain-containing protein. The transcript has 5 exons. Lineage: Eukaryota; Metazoa; Chordata; Cladistia; Polypteriformes; Polypteridae. The record is from RefSeq and is a predicted model, not a curated record. Bases 1341 to 1865 code for a protein of 174 amino acids.
AAAUAAUUGCACAUAUUUUUUUUUAUUAAUUUACUGUUGAAAAAUAAGUUGAAAAUAUAUUGAUCCUGUAGAUGUUUACAUUUCUGCCUGCACAAACUUCCAUCUUUGCCCAGGGUCUGGAUAAUUUCUCGUUAUGAAUUUGAGCAUAUUUAGUUAUCACUGUGGGCUUUUAAUGUUGGAUUGCACCUAGAUGAAAAAUGAGCAUGUUUUCUUGUCUAGCACAUGCAAAGUUGAUGCACAUGCAGGGACAUGCGGUUACAAAACUCUGGAGGCAAGCAACUUCCCAUGUGGGGGUGCUGCGUCAGGACUGAUUUGACGAUGAAAUUUACAUCACGCACACCAUAGCUGACCCUCGCUGUGAUGCAUAAUAUUGUGCAGCUUUAGUGGCUCAUUGGCCCAAGUCAGAUCACAUUGUCUUUCACACUGUUUUGAGUAUAAAAUUUUGUUCAAGCUUACAUUUUCUCUUAUUUACUCAUGUAACAAAUGCCCCCAAAGUGUAAAUCCAGAGCAAGUGCUGGUGAUACCUCAAAGAAAUGGAAAAUGAUAAUGAUGGGGAAAAAAAGUGGAAAUAAUAAAGUGAUCGGAAGAAGGUGAAAUGCAAUCAGUCACUGGAAAAGCAUUGGGCUACAGUUGGUCAAUGAUUGGGAGAAUUUUAAAGGACAAAGUGAGAAUUAUGGUGUAUGUAAAAGUCACUCUCCCAGUGAAAGUUAGUUAUUACUAAGCAACUCUGGUUUAAUUAUUACAAUGGAAAUGCUAUUGGUAAUACUUUAGUGUAACAAUAGGCUUGUGGCCAUUUCUGUGAUUUGAAAGUUGAAUGUACAGCAAGUAGAGGCUUUUGGGAUGAAGAAUUUGUUGCGAGGAACUAUUUACAUAAUAUUAAAGUGCCAGGUGAAUUUCCUGAAAUGUUGAAAAAAAUUUAUUGAGAAGGGAGGUUAUUUGCCAAACCAAAUAUUUAACGUAGACUAGGCUGGCUUAUUUUGGAAAAGAUGCCUGAAAGGGCCUACAUUUCAGAAGAUGAAAAAAGUACACUAGGGCAUAAGGCAUGAAAGGAUAGGCUAGGUUAUUGCAUGGAGGUAACACAUCUGGUGAUUUCAAGCUCAAGCCUUUGCUUAUGUAUCGUUUCCUAAAUCCAAGGUCACUUUGCUGUAUCGUUAUUUGGAGUGGAAAUGCAAAGGCUUGGGUUACAAUUACCAUAUCUGAUGACUGGUUUUUGAUCCAUUUGUCCCGGCAGUUGAACAUUAUUGCUUGUCCAAAAAAUUCCUUUGAAGAUUCUGCUUGUGUUAGACAGCACACCUAGGCAUCCAAGUGCUUUAGGUGAGCCAUCAGGGCUUCCCAAAGUGAUGAGCUUAAAGGAGUUCUGGAGGAAUUAUAAUAUCUACAAUAUCAUUACUUUUAGAAUUGAUUAUUGGGAUUAUUGGGAUGAAAUGAAGAUGUCAAACAUAAAAGGGCUGGCAAGCUUGUAUUCAAUUGCUCUGGUGAUCUCCACAUGGAUAUGGAGGAUACGCAGUGAAAGAGAGGGAGAAGCAGUUAGAGGUGGUGAGGAAAUGGGCCCAAGCAAACAUGUUGUAAUUGCUCACUAUAUCAUCCUUCUUGUGGAGUCUGUACUGUUUGGAGUGUUUGUCAUGGUUAUCUUUUAUGACCAGUUGGUGUCAAUAAUCACAGAUGAGACCCCAAUUGAGCAAAUAAGAAAUCGUCUGAUGAGGGACAAGACAGUGAACCCACACUUUACUCGCAAACCAAAGCUUGCAUUACUGAGGGAAGUGUUUGGAAGAGGUUCCAUUUUUUGCUGGUUUUUUCCAGUUCACCCAGGACCACCUUCAAGUGGUGGAAUAAGCUACUCUGCACUUCCUGAUUAUGAUGUAUGACUUAUUUGAAUUACUACUCCACUGCUGUGACAUCAUUUCCUGUUUUCAAAGGAGUUUGCACUGCAGAUAUUUUUCUGUUACCUUGUCUGGACUGGAUUAAUAUCACUUCUAGUGAGGCUCAGGUUAAAAGAUAAAGGCACUUUUAUUUUGACAGAGGAGGCAUUGCUUGUUGUAUCAUAAUAUAUUUGGGGUUAUAUAUCAUGUCGUGGCAAAAUUACCGAUUAACUUCCUUUUUUGUGGAAGAUUCAGACUUUUCUCCUUUCUUAUCCAACAAUAUAUUUUAGCAACAUAAUUUGCUGCUGUUACAGUGAUAUGUUACAAUAAUAUUGUCUUAAAAUAUAACACUUCUGAGAAGCUUAAUGUUUUCUAUGACUGGCUAAUGCAAAAUCAUUUCAGAUUUUGCUGAUUUUUUUAUGAAAGACAAAGAUCGUGUUGUUACAGAAGUCUGUGAUAUCUAUAUUUUUUUGUCUGAAGACACUGUUUUUGAAAAAUGUUGCGGCAACAUGAUGUAAGCUGGCAGUAUCCUUUUUAUUUGCUUUUGCUACACUCAUGCUACUUCUUUUUCUUUACAUUUGUUUUGAAAACACUAAUUCUUUUCUAAUGACAGAAAAUGAUUUACAACUCUUUCCUGCCUGAUGGAAAGAGAGGCUGCUGUUACUAGUCCUCUUCUGAAAGAAUCAAUGUGUUAUUGUUUUAGAAAAGACAAAGCAAGGUUUAUGUUACGUAUACUGUUAUUGUAAAUAACAUUAAUUAAUUUAUUGUUUUAAAUAUUAACCUGUGUACCCUGCAGGGUUCUUAUAGUUGCACUUUCUGUUUAACCUGUAAGAUUUUGAGGAUGGAAAAAUUGCCCUGGGACUAACUUGCAAAGUUUUUGCUUAAAAUGCAUAGAACUGUUUCUCGAAAAAUCCUCCACUUACCACUAAAUAUUUAUUUUCCAUAUCUCAUACACACAUUCUUCAGCAAUCUGGUAUAGCUUACAGUAGCUUUGUUCUCAGCUAACAGGUUUAUGCCUUAGAGUCAUACCAUCUGCUGUAGGUUUGAUCCCUCUUAUUUGUUCAUUUGUUGUUUGGACCAGUUCACUUUGACCAUCUUUGUGCUCACAAACAACACUAAUUCUGUGACAUUAUGUUAGGAAAAUAAUAUCUCAAUUAUUAUAUUUCAUUUUCUUCAUAUUUUCUAUGCAUAUAUUAACAUAUUUAAAAGUAUGUCAUGCCAAAUGCACUUUUAUUUCAUUUGAAUUGGAGCCUUUUUAUUUCCAUCAUUUACAUUUGAAACCUAUGGGAUUCAUUAAGUUGUUGUUUUUUGUUACUGUGCAAACAUGUUAAUGUUUGAUCUUUCUUCUUUGAAGACUAUAUUGAUUGUAUUUUUGUGUAAUCAUCAGUUAUUGAUUCCAUCCACUGGUUAAAAUAUAAACACCAUUACAUGA